GCUCUCAGUUUUAUUUUGAGAUCAAAUGCCAGUUAUAGUCGAACCAUAAUUGAGACAUAACAAUAUAUGGGAGAACUCUGAAUAUGCAGCUCUUCUAAAAAUUUUCUGAAAUUGAAGAAACCGUUAACGCAAUUACUAUGAGGAGUAGGAGGAUAACGCCAAGAACGCCAUAUUGUAUAACGCCUGAGAAGCGUUAGAGCCCGAAAAGUUUUCUAACGACGCUACAAUGCAUUAAAAUUUUAUAUACAUUAUGGACGGUUAUAAAAAUAACGCAUUCGAACGUCUUUAGUUCACAUGGGUAACUCCAGAGAACGCAUUAAAAAUCUCAAAGCCUUCGGAAGCCUUAAAAUGUGUCAAAAGAAGGUUUUUAACGCCUUAAAGACGAAAAAAAAAAAUUUAAUGCAUGCAAAAGACCUGCGAGGGUCCAAAAUUUCUUCCUGGGUCUAGACUAAAGUCAAGGGAAAAAAUUGACCAGGAGCAAGUUUUAUAACAAACCUGAGUCAUAAAAGACAGGAUUUUUUUGAUUUAAGCUUUUUUAUAAAACUGACUCCAGGCCCGUAGCCAAGGGGAGCGGGUUGCCCGGGCAGACCCCAUAAGUAAAAGUUGCUAUUUAACUGCCAUGAAAACAAUCACAUUUGAUUUCUAAAAGAAAUCACUGACGAGAUAAGGUUCGAGCUUUCAUCUCUUUUCAAAAGACAUUAUUAGGACUGACAGGUAAAAAGGUACAGAAAAAGCUACUUCGAUUGCUUAAAUGAGUUGUGGCAAGAGAUAUCUACAUCUUUUUCGCGCGCUUCAUUGACGCAAACCGGUGUGAAGAUCCUUUUGCAUCAGAAGUUAGUUUUCUGGACCGGUCGCUGUCGCGCAGAUGACUAUAUUGGAAUCAGAACCGGUACAACCAAAAAACAAGAUACAAGAAAACCGGUAUAUCGAUUUACAUCUAUAGUGCAUCACCCUUGCGCCAGUGGACCGACUAACACAACAUAUAGCUUUCUUAGCCAGCAGAUGGAGUCGAUUACGAGAUAUGAGGUAUCGCGCGAUGAGCUAAGAUUUUCAGUAAUUAUAAUUUUAACGAGACUUAUAUUUGUCUUCUUUAUUCUGUUAAAAAAAACCAUUUUGAGACGCUUUCUUGAAAGACGACGCGCGUGGAGUCUCUUUGGACGCUGUUAUGGCGACCAAUCAUAAAAAAAUGCUACUCACAAAAUUUAUGAAAACAGGCCAUUAUCAGGCCGUCUCCAUAGGAAAACCAAUUUGCGUAAAAGUACUUUGAACCGCGACGUCAUGAUUUUAUUAUAAUAAACUUCUGUUAUAAAACGCUUAUUACAAGGAUAGCGGCUCUCCACAUCCAUUUUGAGAAAACAAACAAUGGCUAUUGACUAGCUAAGAAAUCUCUUAAGGAAGCGAUUUUAUUUCACUCAGACCACUGACUACUUAGCAAAAUCCUGGCUACGGGCCAUCUAUGACUCAUUUUUGCGUUACAAGCAAAAGAUUUCAUAGAUUUUCGUUUACUUAUUUUUUUGUUCUAGUGUAAUAAACUAGAAGCGAUGAUACGAUAUUCACAAACUCAAAAUAAUCUCGAAGUUCUGUGUGGCUUUGGAAAAUAUAUCUACGACGAAGCAAAAAUGGGUGAGAGUGGUGAUGAACAGUUUUCUGUCGGCGAACAAAGUGAUGACAUACGUAAAGCAUUCUGGAGAGGUGAUUUUAAAGAAUGUCCUAUGUGUCAAAGUCCAAAUAUUGCUCAACAUUUUUGGUCAUGUGGAUGCAGACGCAAUGGAGAUAGUUGGGGAACAAUUGUAUAUCAAUGUCUCGGGGAAGAAACUCUAGAUAAUGUCAAAGAUUUGGAAUGGAUUAAGAUCACGAGAAGACUGGAGGGUAGACAUGGAUGCGGGUUUUAUACAUCAUUUCACUACAAUGAAGCAUAUGAUGGUGACGAUCGGAUUGAAACUCAUGGCUGGACGAAGUAA
Molecule: messenger RNA, 1961 nt
Organism: Didymodactylos carnosus
Lineage: Eukaryota; Metazoa; Rotifera; Eurotatoria; Philodinida; Philodinidae
Source: the annotation of a GenBank genome assembly